GCGGGUGUACGGGCGCCGCUGGCUCGUCCUGCUGCUCUUCUCGCUGCUGGCCUUCGCGCAGGGCCUGGUGUGGAACACCUGGGGCCCCAUCCAGAACUCGGCGCGCCAGGCCUACGGCUUCUCCAGCUGGGACAUCGCGCUGCUCGUGCUGUGGGGCCCCAUCGGCUUCCUGCCCUGCUUCGCGUUCAUGUGGCUCAUGGACAAGAGAGGCCUGCGGGUGACUGUGCUUCUGACCUCCUUCCUUAUGGUAUUGGGUACUGGUCUAAGAUGCAUACCUGUAUCAGACUUGAUGCUUAGAAGAAGGUUAAUCCAUGGAGGACAGAUGCUAAAUGGACUGGCAGGCCCGACCGUAAUGAACGCAGCACCGUUCCUCUCCACGACGUGGUUCUCUGCAGAUGAACGGGCCACUGCCACUGCAAUCGCAUCCAUGCUCAGUUACCUCGGUGGAGCGUGCGCAUUUUUGGUUGGACCACUUGUUGUCCCAGCUCCCAACGGGACGUCGCCCCUCCUUGCUGCAGAGAGUAACAGGGCUCACAUUAAAGAUCGCAUCGAGACUGUAUUGUAUGCAGAAUUUGGAGUUGUCUGCCUAAUAUUCUCUGCCACACUAGCUUAUUUCCCACCCCGGCCUCCUCUUCCUCCCAGUGUGGCUGCAGCUAGCCAGCGGCUGAGUUACCCUCGAAGCUUUUGCAGAUUAUUGAGCAAUUUAAGAUUUUUGAUGAUUGCUUUAGCCUAUGCUAUACCACUUGGUGUAUUUGCUGGCUGGUCGGGAGUACUGGACUUAAUUUUAACACCAGUGCAUGUCAGUCAAGUAGAUGCUGGCUGGAUUGGAUUUUGGUCCAUAGUUGGAGGCUGUGUUGUUGGAAUAGCUAUGGCAAGAUUUGCAGAUUUUAUCCGGGGCAUGCUGAAGCUAAUCCUCCUCCUCCUCUUUUCUGGGGCUACACUCUCAUCGACAUGGUUCACACUGACCUGUCUGAACAGCAUCACACACCUGCCUUUGACCACAGUGACAUUAUAUGCCUCCUGUAUUCUCCUGGGAGUGUUCUUGAAUAGCAGUGUACCUAUAUUUUUUGAGCUUUUUGUGGAGACUGUCUACCCAGUUCCAGAAGGAAUUACUUGUGGAGUUGUCACUUUUUUAAGUAAUAUGUUCAUGGGAGUACUUUUAUUUUUUCUCACAUUUUAUCAUACAGAAUUGUCUUGGUUCAACUGGUGCCUUCCUGGGUCGUGUUUGCUUAGUCUCCUCCUCAUUCUGUGCUUCAGGGAAUCCUAUGACAGACUCUAUCUUGAUGUAGUUGUCUCUGUUUAAUAGAGCAGACUUGAAGGAGUUUAAAAGGAGACUGGAAAUCAAGACUGCACACUGCACAUUUGCUCGGAGUUGCACAUCUAACAGGAAAAAAAGGAGAAGAGAGAAACUUCCUUCAGAGGUUUUGUUAAGUUACAGAUUGUCGCACUAAUUUAAUUACUAGUAGUACUAAUGUAUGGUAUUAGGGAAUUUAAAAACUCUACAAGUGGUGGACCUGUGCCUGCCUUCCGGGGCCAGAAGUCUGAUGUCUUACACGUGGAGCACUCCCUACCACAGGUAAUCCCGUGUGCUGUGCCAGUGCUACACUACUGAGUCGCGGUGAUUAGGAAAGGAAAGAAAGGGCAUCUGUCUCAUGAAGAGAACUCCUCCUGAACUCACACGACAGAAUAGGAAGAAAUGCCACUAACUUCUAAGGAAGUUUAAACCUUAUAUCAGAUUUUAAUUACAAAAUAGCCAAAUGACAUACGGAUGAUAGAAAUUAGCCACGUGUACACUACAUGUUUUUCUAAUAAAGCAAUUUCUUAUGCGUCUUUACUUUCAA
Molecule: messenger RNA, 1841 nt
Organism: Octodon degus (degu)
Lineage: Eukaryota; Metazoa; Chordata; Mammalia; Rodentia; Octodontidae
Gene: Slc49a4
Product: disrupted in renal carcinoma 2
Exons: 9
Coding region: 188-1303 (371 amino acids)
Biological process (GO): transmembrane transport
Cellular component (GO): membrane; intracellular membrane-bounded organelle
Molecular function (GO): transmembrane transporter activity
Source: RefSeq, a predicted model, not a curated record